Molecule: messenger RNA, 1371 nt
Organism: Elaeis guineensis (African oil palm)
Lineage: Eukaryota; Viridiplantae; Streptophyta; Magnoliopsida; Arecales; Arecaceae
Source: RefSeq, a predicted model, not a curated record
CCCCGCGACCUCUCUUCUAUGUUCCCAAGGAAAGAGUAAGGAAGGAGCUCAACAAGGCAUGGAAGAAGCUCCACCCUUUUUUAGAUGCCCCAUUUCAAUGGAGCUCAUGGAGGACCCGGUCACCAUCUCCACCGGCGUCACAUACGAGAGGAAGAACAUCGAGAAAUGGCUCUUCACUUACAAGAAGUCUACGUGCCCUGCAACGAUGCAACACCUCAAAAAUUUUGACCUCACCCCUAAUCACACCCUCAAGCGCCUCAUCGCUUCAUGGCUGUUAGAUCAUGAAGCCAAAAGUACACCUCCUGCAGCACCACAGCCAUGCCAAACAAAUGCCAUCGAGCAUGAAAAAUUGGUAUCGUUGCUCAGCUCCAUCGACUCGACGCCCUUCAAGGUAAGUUCUCUGAAGAAUCUCAGGUCUAUCCUCGAGAAUAAAAAUGAGGUGCAAGAGCAUUUUAUUAGAUCAGGAGGGAUCGAGGCGUUGGGCCACAUUAUGUUUCAGAUUGUCUUAGAGAACACCGACUUCACCACUUUCCGAGCUUGCGAGGAGGCUCUUGCAGUUCUCUCCAUCCUCCCACUAUCCAACGAGGCAUCGGUCGAGCUCCUCCUGAAGCCUGAGUGCAUGAAGCCCAUGAUGAUCAUGCUCCAGAGGGGAAGCGCCGAUGCUCGCCUCCACACCAUGGCCAUCUUAUUGAAGAUAUCGAAGACCAAGCAUUCUUGGACCCAUGCAAUUGGUGAACAAGAAAUGGAUAUCUUCAGGUCCUUGUUGGAGCUCUUAUCUGAUGAGAUCUCGACCAAGCUAAGCUCAUGCUCAUUGGAUGUGUUGCUCGAGAUUGUCGCUGUGUCGAAGAAGAAUGGACGAAAGGCAAUUGAGGCAGGUGCGGUAUGCAUCCUGAUCGAGCUCCUCCCAGAUGCCAGCCAACGCAGUUGUGAGAAGAUACUAUUAUUGCUUAAGAGGCUGUGCGAGUACCCGGAGGGGAGAUCAGCCUUUGCCGACCAUGGCCUCGGGGUCGCAGCGGUCUCGAAGAAGAUACUACGUGUAUCAGAUCUAGGGACCAAGUUGGGAGUAAAGAUCUUGUGGUUGAUGUGCAACUUCCUUCCUACAGAGAAGGUUCUUGAUGAUAUGAUGGCAUAUGGAUUGGUGAAGAAGCUCCUAGUGUUGUUGCACAUCGAUGGUAGGUCUUCGACCAAGGAUAAGGCAAUGAAGAUAAUCAAAUUGCAUGGUGGGGUGUGGAGGAAGUACCCAUGUUUCCCUUGUGAAUUAAAGGAUUAUUUGAGAUUAAUGAAUCACUCUUGAACAUUAGAUCAACAUUCAUAUGGCACUCGCUGCUUCCCUUCUCUUCAAAAAAAAAAAAAAAAAAAGAAAAAUCAUAC